UCGUUGAAGAAUCCAAAUACCUUCAAGUUUUAUUGCAUAUACAUAUAAUUAAAAGAAGGGUAGGAAAGUAUGAAUAUAAUGAUAAUCAAUUAUAAGCAAAUGACGAGGAUAGCCACCAGUUUGUUGACAAACGGUGGUAACCUUUCAAGAAAAUACGCUACUGCUGUAGCCGAUUACAAAAUUACUUGGGUACGACCAGAGAAGGUGUCGCAUUUGUCAUAUGAAAAAUCUGGUGAUCAAGGAUUAAAAAUUGAUGUCAAAUCAUCUGAUUGUGCCAAAAUGUACAAUGAGUUACCCGAACUGAAAAAUGCCAGUGAUAUUGUUAAAAAGAUGUUUACGUUACAAUUUCUACCUCGCAAAGAAACGAUUAAUAUUAGAAGAGACAAAAUCUUGGAAUUGGUUCAAAGGCACAGAUUAGAUCGAAAUUCACCAGAAGCUACAAUUGCCAUUAUGACUAAUGACAUACAUCAGUUGCAAGAAUAUUUAACGGAAUAUCCCAAGAACACGAAAAUGAAAGUUCAAUUGCUAGAAACAAUUGCAAAACGAAGGAAAAUGCUUAAAUAUUUACGGCAAUGGGAUUAUAGACGUUUCGAAUGGAUCUUGGAGAAACUUAAUCUUGUUUACAAACCAGUACCUGAGUUACCGCAUCAGAUUACCAGAAAGGAUUCUUUAAGACGUUUAACGCAAAAACAUUGUAAUGAACUUGUGCAAGAAAAAUUGGAUAUUUACAAAAAAGAAUUGAAAAAGUUACAAAAGGAUUUUUAUAUAGAAAAGGCAGAGAAGCUUGCAUUUAUCAGGGAGGAAGAAAUAGCAUGUGGAUUACAACCGUCAGUGAGGGAGGAGGAUAUUGCAUACACUAAGCAGAAAGCAAGAGAAUAUCAAACAUAAUAUAUAUAUUAAUUUAUUGUAAUUUAGAAACGAUACAAGUGUAAACGAAAGUUCACGUUGUCAGUCAGUGUGUAUCUUUUCACGUUUCAUUUUGUCUAUUCCAUUUAAUGGAAAUUUUCAUUAUUUGAAAUUUAUGGCAAUCGAUUUCUCGUAAGCUUGAUGAGAAGAUUUUUAUGAAAAAGUACAUGAUAAACAGUACAGAAAACUACAUAAUAUAAGAUCUUGGAAAUUCUUAGUUUUUCGUAGAUAUUCAUAGUGAGGAGUAAGUAGAGUAUUUGAAAAAUCAAGAAAUUCUCCGUUCUUUCCAUAUACGUCUUCUGACGUUGUAUCACGAAUGUUUAAGAAACAUUUUUUCCACAAAAACUCUAUGUGAUAGAGUCCUUGUAUAGGGACUCUAUAGUAUCACGAAACAGACAAUGCCACUCUAUGGCCGGUAUUCAUAGUCAGAUCUUAUAUUCAAGACCGUCUUAAAUACGGUCUUAAGAAGUC
Molecule: messenger RNA, 1377 nt
Organism: Trachymyrmex cornetzi
Lineage: Eukaryota; Metazoa; Arthropoda; Insecta; Hymenoptera; Formicidae
Gene: bonsai
Product: 28S ribosomal protein S15, mitochondrial
Exons: 4
Coding region: 70-888 (272 amino acids)
Biological process (GO): mitochondrial translation
Cellular component (GO): ribosome; mitochondrial small ribosomal subunit
Molecular function (GO): structural constituent of ribosome; RNA binding
Source: RefSeq, a predicted model, not a curated record